AAGUUUUUUUUGCUGAUGUGGACGCUCUAUGGAGCCUCAAAAGGUUCCUUUUAUUAGUAAGGAUUAAACCUAUUUUGAUGAUUUUUCUCAUUGAAGAUUUUUUUGGGAAAAAAACUUAAAAAUAGUCUGUUUAGAAGAAUGGCCCAUAAAAAUAUUAUAUAUAGAAUUAAAAUUUUGAUAAAUGUAAUUUCACAUUAUUAUUGAUAGAUAAUAAUUAUUAAGUUAGACGAUGGAGAAGUUAAUAUAUGAUGCUAUCAAUAUAGAUUUUUAAAAUUAUAUAAUAUACAAGAAAUUAUAUAUAAUGAUACAAUAAAUUAUUUAUGUGAUAUUAACCACUCUAACUUUUAACGUGAGAGAUCAAAUGCGAAAAAAUCACUUUAAAAAUAAUAUCAUAAUAACUAUCAUAAUAAUUAGGUGUUUCGUCUGCGCAUGCGAGUAUAACUAUUUUAUAAUUAUUUAUUAAUAUGUGCAGUACUUAUUAAAAUACUAUAAUAUGUUUUCAUUUGAAACCUUUCAUGUAUUAUAAAAAACUUUGAAAAUUUCUUUAUACAGUAUAUUUAUUAUAAAUAAAUCUUAGAAAUCACUCAAUAUCUCUUUUAGCAUAUUAUAAAAAACUUUGAAAUUUUCUUUGUACAAUAUGUUUUCUGUUUUUAAAUUUCAAAGUUUUAUUAAAAGAUAUUUUUCAGAUAACAACACAAUUUAGAUAGAAAUUAUCUUUUUAUUUUAAAAUAUAUAUUUUUAAUUUCAAUAAUUUUAAUCAUUUAUCUAAUAAAAUAAUUUAAAUUUUACUUUGUGACUAGUUUAUAUAUUUUAUUUAACAAAGUAUUUAGCCAUUCUUUUUUUAUUUUACUUUUGCAUCCUGCCAUUCUAUAUUUUUUGAACGCGAAAAAUCACUUCACCGAUAAUAUCAUAAAUAAAUAGAUAGAUUUCAUGCAAGAAUAAUAAUAUUCAACAACAAGUACAUAGAUUUCAUGCAACAAUAAUAAUAAUCAACAACAAGAUAUUGUUAAUUAUAGUUGACUUGGAGAAGAGAAGACAGGUUUACCUAACUUCACAUCGUGUCAAUCAUCAAUCCAACGUUCAUCACUAAAUUUGACAGCAAAACAAAAGAAUUAAAAAAGAACAUCUUGCGUAAACUGAUUCAACGACAAAAAAACUCAAACUUGGAACCAAAAAGACAAAUUCUAUCUAACCCUUCGAUCAUGUCUAGUCUUUUGCUGCACUAGUAAGAGAUUCUCAUGUCUGUUGAACUCUAUUAAUUCGUCUCCUUGAUCUCUCUCUGGAUUCUUACCAAGUAUGUAUUAGCUGCUUGUAGCGACUAUUGAUUUUUUUUAAAGCUAAGCUAACAUGGGUUCUGUAAUGAGCUUGAGCAAAUCAACUACUCAGGACGAGGACUUCUCAAACGAAUCUUUCAAAAUACUAAAGACAUUUUCAACCAACGAUGAAGAUUACUGCAGAUUGAUUCCAAAUCUUCCUGAUGAGCUAUCUAUACAGAUUCUUGCUAGGCUCCCAAGAAUCUGCUACUCGAAUGUUCAGUUGGUUUCACGGAGGUGGAGAUCAUUUGUAUCGACCUCUGAGCUGUAUAGUCUGAGAAAAGAACUUGGUAAGACAGAGGAAUGGCUCUAUGUGCUGACCAAAGGCCAAGAUGAUAACCUUGCGUGGUACGCUUUAGAUCCAGUUACCACGAGAUGGCAGAGACUACCUCCUAUGCCUGUUAUUGUCUAUGAAGAGGAACCUACUACAAGUAGUUUGUGGAGUCUUUUGAGCUCUCUCGGUAGAAAAGAGGUUUCUGUGUCCGAGCAAACGCCCUUCUGCGGCUGUGCUGUUGGUUCUGUCAAUGGGUGUCUCUAUGUUCUUGGAGGGAUCUCUAGGUCUACAACCGUGAACUCCGUUUGGCGAUUUGAUCCGGUUCUUAACUCGUGGAGCGAAGUGAGUUCCAUGCUGGCCAACCGUGCUUAUUCCAAAACAGGAGUGUUGGACAAGAAGCUCUAUGUUGUUGGAGGUGUUGAGAGUCGACGUGGAAGUUUAUAUCCGGUUCAGACAGCCGAGGUUUACGAUCCAGACACUGAUGUUUGGUCAGAGGUCCCCAGCAUUCCUUUCUCAAAGGCGCAGAUGUUGCAUGACGCGUUCUUGGCUGAAAUGUUGAAGCCUAUAGCCACUGGAAUGACUUGUUACAACGGUAGGUUAUGUGUUACUCAGAGUUUAUGCUCUUGGCCUGUCUUUUAUGAUGCUGGAGGAAAGGUGUAUGAUCCGGAGACGAGUCUCUGGGGUGAUAUGCCCUCUGAUAUGGGUGAAGGUUGGCCUGCGAGGCAAGCGGGUACGAAGCUGAGUGUUGUGGUGGGUGGUGAGUUAUAUGGUUUUGAUCCUUCUUCUUCUUCUUCGGUGGAGAAUGGGAAAAUUAAGGUUUAUGAUCAAAGGGAAGAUACUUGGAAAGUUGUUAUUGGUGAAGUCCCUGUUUAUGAUGUGACAGAUUCAAAAUCUUCUUAUUUGCUUGCUGAGUUUCAUGGGAAGCUUCAUUUUAUUACUAGAGAUGCUUAUUGUAACGUUACAGUAUUUAGUGCUGAUGUCGCUGAGAUCAGAAGCUCUUCAUCAUCAUCAUUGUCUAGCUCCAAGUCUGUUUUGGGGUCAUGCUCUUUGAAGGAAAAGGGGAAUGGAGAUAACAAGUCAGCAGACAGUGUUAUUUGGAAAGUCAUUGCAAGCAAGGACUUAGGUGCUGCUGAACUUGUUAGCUGCCUAGUUAUGGAUAUAUGAAAACCAAGAAUAUUUGCUCAUUUCUUGUGGGACUUUAAGAGUCCAUGUGUACAGCCAAAAGCAACAGUUUGAAGCUUUAUGAUAUGUUCUUCCAAAGAUUUAUAGAAGUCUAAUUCUUUGAUGAUCCUGAUUCUAAUAUACUUCUUCUGGCUUUGGCUGGCAUGUAAGCUUGAGCAAUAGAAUGUUAUGUAACAAUAUAUGUACAUUACAAUGACCUAUCAGUUCCUGGAAGUAAAAAAAAAAUGUCUUUCUCCUAGUGUGAUUCAGUUGCAAAAGUUCAGCUUUUGAACCCCCUCCCCUUUCAUUUAGUUAAUCCAUCUCAACUUUGACAUGGUUUCCUGAUCAUUUUGCUUUACCGAAACUGUCGAUUCGGUUAAGAAUCUCUAUUUGAUUAUUUGCGUGGUUCUUCUAUAAUUGUUGACAUAAGGACCCAUUUACCCAACACUAUGGAUGUUGCAGGCAGAAGAAAAUAGGUAAAAAGGAAGAAUGAUGAUACGCUUGAUGCCUUGGAAUCAAGAACGUCGUAUCAUAUUCAUAUGCUCAUAAAAGCUAAACCACCUCUGGAUUCUCAUUUCACACUUCACCCUCUCUUUUUAUCUUCCCUUUUCCUUUAUAGUGAAAAGUUGGCUUUUGAAUUAUUUCGACGAAUCUGUUAUGGCAUCAAUUUUCGUAUUACUUUAAGAAUUUAUUUUUGGGUUCACCUUUCUAGAUUUACCAACCAAUAGAAUUGUGUUAUUUCAUGAGAAGGUAAGAGAUUUUCUGAAUGCAUGUAAGUAACUAGCCCGUUACUUGUCUCAUUCAAAAGAUGCUUUGGUACUUUGUUGAAUGCACGAACAAAUAGUUCCUCAAAACAACGGUUCGUUUUGAAUUUAUUAUUCGUUGGCUGAUUUACAUUUGGUUGCAUUGCUUAUAAACAAUAAAAAUUUAAUGAGUAAUUUAGUUAUACUUGGGUAACAUUUUGUCGAACCAAAUGUAAAAAAACACAGUUAAUUUCAUAUCUAGAUCACUGGAACUUUAGAAAUUCCUUUGUCUAUAAUGCUAAAUGUAUGGAUUCCAAUUUUCAGAAAAAUCACAACUCAAAUUUGAGUAGAAGAACUAUCUUUAAAAGUCAAAACUCCAUAGAAUAGAGAAACUUUACUCUUCGGCUGCUAUGUUGUGAGGUAGGAGGGUAUGAUGUUAUUAAAUACUACCAUCUUUCAAUUAGUUAAUGUAGUUACUAGUUAGGCUUCCAUAGAAUAUAGUUGGUGGCUGCCAUUUUCCAACCAUUUGGAACUACAGUAUAUGUUGCUCAUCUCCUAAAAACCAAACCCCCCCCCCACUCGUUUCAGAUCACAUAUAAAUUUGUAUUAAGGAAACAAAAUUCUAUAAAUAAUUGAGAUGAUGUUUGGGGUGGGGGAACCCACAAAUAACAAUUAUUAUUUAAAAUAAAUAAAUAAAUGUGAAGAGUAUCAAUACCCACUUAAUAUAAAUCAAAUAAGACAUCAACUUGUACAUUUUGAUAUUGUACAACAACAUGGCCAGAGUUUACACUUAUAGUAUUAUUUGCAUGUGAUAUAACGAAUAUAUUAUUGUGCGGUUAAUAUAUAUCUAUAUAUAUCAGUUAAAAAUCUAUCUUAACUCAAAAACAAAUAAUAAACUAUACAUUUUGUUAUAGUAAUCAAAAAGAAAAAUCAGCUUGUUGUAAAAAAAAAUCAGUUUUUUUUACGAUCUUAUUAAAUAAAAGCUAAAACCUCAAAAGUACAGAAAAAAACUAAACAAAACCUACAAACGAGACUCAACCGGCCCAAACAAAAAAAUCUCUAAAGAAAAACAUGGCUGACUCGAACUCGAUGCAUUAACUUUUGACAUGUGCUCACCAUGCAAGUUACCACCGAACUUCAGCCAGCAGAUUGACUCUGGUGAUCCACCGGAAACAAACUGGAACAAAAUCCCAUUCAAAGAACCUCGCCGGAAACAAUAACAAAAAUUGAAAGCGUCACCAUUUACAACGCCUUAGACUUGAAGAUCAAACAAGGGAACUAAUCAACUGAAGUCGGUUGAAUAACUCCACGGAAACCAUUAACCUCAUGAGAUAAAGCUAAAGCCAAAGGAUUUCUCGCUUCUUUGAUGAAGUUCGAAUCGAGAGAAACAUCAAUCUCAAUCUAACGAGCAUCAAAUCAAUUGAAACAAAAGAAGCGUGAAAAAGUAGAGAUCAGACAAACUAACAGAAAUCUGGGAGAAAACUAUCGUCAACACCGCAGGAAAAGACGAGACGAGGAGCCAAGAGCCAACGACAAUAUCGAAGGAGCUGAUGUGCUUCAGAGCCAAAAGCCGACAGAUUACCAUGAAGAAAAUUCGACGUUGGAAGGGGGUCCAACAACGGACGGAGAGUCGUUGGAAUCACCGGCCUAGGGUUUCUCUCAUCAUUUUUCCUCUGUGAAAGAUUGAAGAGAGAAAACUAAAGAAAAAUAGAGAAAAAUCUAACUUUACAAUAUCUAUUUGUUUUGUUUACUUUCUUUAUUGUUCCUUGUA
Messenger RNA from Brassica rapa (field mustard), 5262 nucleotides. RefSeq names its product F-box/kelch-repeat protein At1g22040. NCBI's taxonomy places the organism in Eukaryota, Viridiplantae, Streptophyta, Magnoliopsida, Brassicales, Brassicaceae. Gene Ontology annotation, molecular function: protein binding. The record is from RefSeq and is a predicted model, not a curated record.